UUGUGUGUAUUACUUUUUGAAGAGCAGUUGAUGUUUCGGGAGUACGUGCCGUGGAUUUAAGCGUUUUUGUGACGGUCAUGCAUCGUGAAUUUUGAGGUUUCCAACACCGGACCUCAGUGGGAAGGACAUUUUGAAUCCGCCGUUGCAGGAUGAAUCCCGUGGCUUUAGAGGAAACCCCAGUGGUUUCUCAAAACUCUGGGUCUACGUUCUUUCGCGGCAUUGGCCAGAAGUAUCAAGUUUUGCUCGACGCGACUGUCCCGUUCACACUCGGGCGAUGGUCUUCAGCGGUGAUAUUAAACUUGCUGUUCCUGUUGAGAAUAGUCAUCGGACAAGGAUGGUACGUGGUUACCUACGGGCUCGGAAUUUAUCACCUGAACCUUCUCAUUCUGUUUCUCUCGCCGAAGAUCGACCCCGCAUUAGCCGAGUUUGACGAUGACGAAAUUAUGUUGCCGACAAGAAGUGAUGAAGAGUUCAGGCCGUUUAUUCGUCGUUUGCCGGAGUUCAAGUUCUGGCAUUCGGUCAUGAAAGCCACGACCGUGGCCUUCGUCCUUUCCGCGUUCGAGUUCACAAACAUCCCUGUGUUCUGGCCCAUCCUCGUCAUGUACUUCAUCAUGCUUUUCGUCGUGACCAUGAAGCGACAAAUCAAGCACAUGAUCAAGUAUAAGUACUUGCCUUUCACGUGGGGUAAACCGAAGUACCGAGCACCGGAGACGAGUUGAAAGACGCCCGUUUUUGACUCCUUAGGAAGUCGUCCGUUUGUUGAAAUUGUGCACGAUCGAUUGUCUAAUGAAUGUCGAUAUAUUUUCUCCAGUUUUACGCCCGGAGCAUGAAAUUAUAGCGUAACUUGUUGUCACCGGUUGUCAUCAAGUACUGUUUUUCCAUUUGUUCUCAUGGAUGCUCUUCUCCGAACAACAGUGUCAUUUCUACGCGAGUUUUCUGUCAAUUUUGCACCCUACGAUGCAAAAUAGUCGACGAAUUUUUUUCUUGAACGUUCAAAUGAUGAGUAUACAGUAUUGCACGUUCAUUGACCGGUUGAGAAUAAUUUUUAAGUGAAGUGCAAAUGUGCUGAAGCAAAUUAGCACCUUUGUCACUGGUGAUAUUGCUCGUAAGGUGAAUCGGACAAAAAUACGAAUAUAUCGAUUGCUGCGCGUUUUUGUGUUAAGAUAGGCAUCGUCAUUUCACGCUGUAAAUGAGUUUCCGUUGUAUUUUCGAUCAGAGUUUCUUCGUUUUCCUAGUGAAGUCUAGUUCAAUCAUGGCGGUUUCUUAGCAAAAAUGUUUUGUUUUCUUUGAGGCGUGAAUGUAUAGGAUUCGUUUGCUUCGAGAAUUCUGACGUGAUCAAGAUGGCUUCGCAACUGAUGAAAAUUUGAAUCUGGAAAA
Notodromas monacha is the source of this 1377-nucleotide messenger RNA. The record is from the annotation of a GenBank genome assembly. Lineage: Eukaryota; Metazoa; Arthropoda; Ostracoda; Podocopida; Cyprididae.